AUGUCGUGGGCUGGAGGCACGGACUCGCAGUCGCUCGCGUUUCUCUGCGCGAGCAUGAACGAUCCGAUGGCGGCUCUAGCGGCGUUCGAUCAGCAACACAACCAGAUUCAACAGCAGCAGCAGCAGCAGCAACAGCAGCAGCAGCACCAGCAGCAGCAACAGCAGCAGCAGCAACGCGCGGCGUCCUUUGCGGGAGGAAUCCGUCGCUCGUUGUCCGGUUCGCCCGUAGAAGAAGCUCUUGCCACGUCAGCAGCACCUGAUGUACAUAACUCUUUAGGGUUAGGAGCAGCUGGCUCGGGCUCUGGUAGGUCCGUCCGUGUUGAUCUUCUCCGGUCGAAUGGAUUAGGUUUGGUGCCGAACCUGGCUGCAGGUUUGGGCCCGAACCUAAUGGCUGGCGCGGCAGGUGCACGUGUCAACAAUUUAUUGGGCAUGGACGACGCGAGUCUAGCUGCAGCGGUAGCUUCGGGGAAGAUUCCACUCAGGAGCAGCGAGAGUCCCGUUGCGAGCACCACUGCUGCUGGCGCCGCGGUGGCGGCGGCGGCGGCGGCUACCGCCGGUACAGCCGCGGCGAGGAGCGCGCUCGUUAACGGCGCUACUGCUCGUCGUAGCGGGCUCAGCGCAGGCGCAGGGGCAGGGGCAGUGGCAGGGGCAGGGGGAGGUCUGUCGGGCGCGCGGGGAGGAAUGGGCGCAGCUGCACAGCUGCGCGGGGGCGGGGGAAGAUUUGAUGUCGGAGGGGCGCAGCAGCAGGCGGAGUUUCUCCUGGCUGGGGGGGCGGCGGCGCAGCAGGCGGAUUUCCGUAUGGGCGGGGGGGGAGCAGCGGCGCAGCUGCAGCAGGCGGAGUUUCUGAUGGGCGGAAGCGCGGCGGCGCAGCAGCAGGCGGAUUUCCGAAUGGGCGGGGAAGCAGCGGCGCAGCAGCAGGCGGAUUUCCUCCUGCUGCAGGAGCUGGCGGGGCAGCAGGCGGCGAUGCUGGGGGGAGCGCAACUGGCGGGGGGCUUCCCAGGAGUUUCUGCUUUCCUCACGUGCCUCAUGCCCAUUCCCCGUCCCAUCUUCCCCGUCGCUCCCUUCCACUAUCCUCCCCUCGCCGCUCUCCCCCCCUCCCCCGCCGGUCCCCACCCCUCCCUUCCCCUUUCCCCCGGGUCUUCAGUCGACAUCUCCGCGUUUUUCGGCGGGGGCGGGGGCGGGGAGGCGGCGCGCGCGUCGAUGGCGGAGAUGGAGGCGAACGCGCUGGCGCAGUCACGCUCGCAUGCGUGUUGGCCGUUUCUAGUUUCUGCUUUCCUCGCGUGCUCAUGCCCUUCCCAUCUUCCCCGUCACUCCCUUCCCCUAUCCUCCCCUCGCUGCUGCACCCUCCCCGCCGGUCCCCACCCCUCCCUUCCCCUUCCCCCCGGGGUCUUCAGUCGACAUCUCCGCGUUUUUCGGCGGGGGCGGGGGCGGGGAGGCGGCGCGCGCGUCGAUGGCGGAGAUGGAGGCGAAGGCGCUGGCGCAGUCGCGCUCGCACAGCGAGGCGGAAAGGAGGCGCAGGGAGCGCAUCAACCAGCAUUUGGCAACGCUACGCGCUCUGCUGCCCAGCUCCAGCAAGACGGACAAGGCGACACUGCUAGGAGAGACCAUCCGGACCUGCUGGCAUCCCUCAAGAAAGCGAUUGAUGUCCUUCGUCUUCACGUCCGGGCACUGGAAACGGCCUCUUGCAGCAACCGAGUCACCCAUCAGAUGCUUCUCUCCAGAGACCCUCCCCCUGAAACCGGCGAGCCUCCACACUCCUCCCGCCCCUCCUCUCUCUCCCCACUCCCCUCCUCUUCUUCCCAUUCUGCCCCUCCUGGUGGUAGCAGCCCACUCAAUUCGGGAGGGUUGGGAGGGGUGGAAAAGGGUGGCAGCAGCGGGGCAGUGGUGAGGACGGUGGGAUUCGCAUGUUGGGGGAGGGAGGGGAAGGAGGGCUGGAACAACAGGAAGCGCGUGAGCAAGGGAGACAGCAGGAUCAACAAGCGCAGCAGCACCUGA
This is a messenger RNA of Closterium sp. Yama58-4, 1995 nucleotides long. The record is from the annotation of a GenBank genome assembly. NCBI's taxonomy places the organism in Eukaryota, Viridiplantae, Streptophyta, Zygnematophyceae, Desmidiales, Closteriaceae.